This is a messenger RNA of Labrus bergylta (ballan wrasse), 7916 nucleotides long. Lineage: Eukaryota; Metazoa; Chordata; Actinopteri; Labriformes; Labridae. The record is from RefSeq and is a predicted model, not a curated record.
UGAAGCGGAAUGUCCAUCGCAGCCACCGUAGGACAUUACGGUGCGCGUUUCGGCAACGUUAGCCGUCUCUUAAUGCUUAUACGUGGUGUAUAAACGGGGCUCCUGCAGCAGGUUUCUGGAAACUGAAGGCUUCAGUGUUCAAAUCAAGGAGAGGAAAGGCCAGCUGGACGUCUGCUAGUGCCUUGAGUUCACCUGUCAGCAGCAGCAGCAGCAGCAGCCAUGGAGGAGGAGGUGGUGAGCAUGGAGUUUCUACUGGAGCAGGUGAUGCAGAAGGACUUGGGGAAGAGGCUCCAGGUGGGCCAGGAGACCAUUGAGCUCAUCUUGGACGAGGGGAAGUCCCCAGACCUGGAGCAGGACCAGGGCAUGCUGGACAGGAUGGUAGACGCAGUGGCCAGCUCCUGGGUCAACUCCAGCAACUUCAAGGUGGUUUUGUUGGGGAUGGACAUUCUGUCAGCUCUGGUCAGCAGACUGCAGGAGAAGUUCAGGACGCAGGUUGGGACAGUUCUGCCGAGUCUCAUAGAUCGACUCGGAGACGCCAAGGACCAAGUUCGAGACCAGGACCAAGCUCUGCUGCUGAAGAUCAUGGACCAGGCUGCAAACCCUCAGUAUGUGUGGGAGCGAAUGAUGGGAGGCUUCAAACACAAAAAUAACCGGACCAGAGAAGGCCUCUGCCUCUGCCUCAUCUCAACUCUAAAUGUGUUUGGAUCUCAGAGUCUGACACUCAGUAAAAUCGUCCCUCACAUCUGCAACCUUCUCGGAGAUCCCACAAGUCAGGUGCGUGAUGGAGCCAUGAACUGCCUCAUAGAGAUCUACCGUCACGUCGGAGAACGAGUGAGAAUGGACCUCGGAAAGAAGGGUCUGCCUCAGUCACGGCUGAACGUCAUCUUCAGUAAAUUUGAUGAAGUUCAAAGAUCAGGGAACAUGGUCCUGUCUCCGUUGUCAGACAAAAACCUUGAGGACGAUGACUCAGCGGACGGUGGCCGCUCCUCAUCCUCGUCCAAAGGAGCCUCGCUGUCCGGGAGGAAGGCAGUGAGCAUGGGUUCAUUCAGACGCCCCCCCUCCGCCUCCAGCACAAAGUCUGCAGGGAGGGAUGGAUCAGUUGCCGGAGCUGUGGAUGAGGAAGAUUUCAUGCAGGCCUUUGAGGAUGUUCCCACAGUGCAGAUCUACUCUAAUAGGGAGGUGGAGGAGGCCAUGACGAAGAUCCGAGACGUGCUGUCAGACGAUAAGAGGGACUGGGAGCUCAGAGUGGCAGCUCUGAAGAAGGUGAGAUCGCUGCUCCUGGCCGGCGCGGCAGAGUUUGACUGCUUUCUUCAGCAGCUGCGGCUCCUGGAGGCGGCGUUCAAACUGUCCGCUAAGGACCUGCGCUCUCAGGUGGUGAGAGAGGCCUGCAUCACCCUUGGUUACCUGUCGUCAGUGCUCGGCAGUCGGUUCGAUCAUGCGGCGGAAGCCAUCAUGCCUAUCCUCCUCAAUCUGGUCCCCAACACUGCCAAAGUCAUGGCCACCUCCGGCAUGGCCGCCAUCCGCCUCAUCCUCAAACACACACACUUCCCACGUCUCAUCCCCAUCAUGACCAGCAGCUGUACCUCCAAAUCUGUGGCUGUGAGAAGACGCUGCUACGAGUUCUUGGACCUGAUGCUACAGGAGUGGCAGACGAGCUCUUUAGAGAGACAUGGAACAGUUUUAAUGGAGACUAUAAAGAAAGGGGUCCAUGAUGCAGACGCUGAGGCUCGCUCUGUGGCCCGGAAGUGUUACUGGAGUUUCCACGGUCACUUCCGUCGGGAGGCAGAGCAGCUGUUCCAGGGCCUGGAGUCAUCCUAUCAGAAAGCUCUGCAGGCUCACAUGAGGAGCGGGGACAGUCUGAUGUCCCUUCCCGCCUCCGACCGCUCCUCCUCGUCCUCUCAGGAGAGCCUCAAUCGACCCCCGCCUGGAAAAAGCAGCUUUGGGAGCGGCUCGACAAGAUCCAAAGCCGCCCACACCAGGCCGCCCGCUGCAGCCUCCUCCCCGGGCUCCCUCCAGCGCUCUCGCAGCGAUGUGGACGUCAACGCAGCAGCCACUGCCACUGCCCGCACCAGGAUGCCCGCGGUGCCCUCGGCCGUGACAUCAUCUCCCUUCAGCUCCGCCUCUGCCCUCCCACCUGGGUCCUACGCUUCACUGGGUCGAGUGCGAACCAGGAGAACGAGUUCAGGGAAAGGUCCGUGUGUGACGGACAGCCGGGGAAGGAGUCGAGGGAAAGUCGUGUCACAGUCUCAGCCGGGCAGUAGGUCUGGAUCUCCCGGCCGCCUGCUGAGCUCCACAUACGGUCGUCUCCCCCGACCAUCCAUGGGCACCGCCUCAACGGCCACGGCCAGCAGCUCCUCCACUAGCCUGACCGACAAGAGCCGGCCCCGAGGACACCGUAGCCAGGGCUGCAGCCGAGAGACCAGCCCCAGCCGAUCAGGAACAGCCCGCAGCAGAAUCCCCCGUCCGAGCAUGAGUCAGGGCUGCAGCCGCGAAACCAGUCGCGAGAGCAGCCGUGACACCAGCCCCGCCAGGGGUUUUUCCCCCCUGGCGACCCGCCGGCACUCCCGUUCAACCAGCACCCUGUCCUCUGCAGAGUGCUACUCAGACCGUCUGUCCCAUCAGGCUCGCAUCUCUGCCUCCGUCAACGCCAUGAGGAUCCUGGACACCGGCACUGACGUGGAGGCUGCUGUGGCUGACGCUCUGCUCUUAGGAGACUCGAGGAGUAAGCGGAGGCCAGUGAGGCGGCGUUUCGAGUCUCCAGGAAUGUACUCGGACGAUGAUGCCAACAGUGACGCCUCCAGCGCCUGCUCUGAACGCUCGUACAGCUCACGCAACGGCGGUAUGGCGCCACACUACCUGCGUCAGACAGAGGAUGUGGCGGAGGUCCUGAACCACUGCGCCAGCGCCAACUGGUCUGAGAGGAAGGAGGGACUGCUGGGGCUGCAGAACCUGCUCAAGAGCCAGAGGAUGCUCAGUCGCGUGGAGCUGAAGAGACUUUGUGAGAUCUUCACCAGGAUGUUUGCAGAUCCUCACAGCAAGAGAGUGUUCAGCAUGUUCCUGGAGACUCUGGUGGACUUCAUCAUACUGCACCGGGAGGACUUGCAGGACUGGCUUUUCGUCCUGCUCACUCAGCUGCUGAAGAAAAUGGGGGCCGACCUGCUGGGCUCCGUCCAGGCGAAAGUCCAGAAGGCUCUGGACGUCACGAGAGAGUCUUUCCCGUACGAGCAGCAGUUCAACAUCCUGAUGCGUUUCAUCGUGGAUCAGACGCAGACGCCCAACCUGAAGGUGAAGGUGGCCAUCCUGCGCUACAUAGAGGCACUCGCCCGUCUGAUGGACCCGGCUGACUUCGUCAACUCCAGCGAGACGCGCCUCGCCGUCUCACGCAUCAUCACCUGGACCACCGAGCCCAAGAGCUCUGACGUCCGCAAGUCCCUUCAAAAUUGGGCAGGGGAGGACUUCUCAGGCCGGGCCAGCACCGCGGCCUCUCUGCCUGGGGAGGGCAACCUGGAGGAGAGGUGCAAGCAGGCUGCCCAGGUGGUGCUGAUCGCCCUGUUCGAGCUGAACACGCCGGAGUUCACCAUGCUGCUGGGGGCUCUGCCCAAAACCUUUCAGGACGGGACCACCAAGCUGCUGCACAACCACCUGAGGCACGCUAGCCACAGCAUCGGCAUGGUGUCUCCCAGUAACACGGCCGGUCGGACGCCUCCUCGACAGCCCAACAGCCGCAGCAGCCCGCUCACCUCCCCGACCAACUGCUCCCACGGGGGGCUGCAUCCAAAUCGGCUGUGGGGUUGGAGCGCAGACGGCCUUUCCAAGUUCCCUCCUCCACCCUUCCCCUCCCCUCUUCCUCCUCCCGCUGCCCACUCCGCCCUCAAGGCAGUGCGGCGGGCUUACUCCCCAAGCAUGUUGGAGUACGACAGCGAGAAUCUUAACUCAGAGGAGAUCUACAGCUCGCUCCGCGGCGUCACCGAGGCCAUCCAGAACUUCAGCUUCCGCAGCCAAGAAGACCUGGUGGAGCCGCUGAGACGAGACGGGAAGAGGGACGGCAUGUCCGGAGUCGGGGCGUCUCCAGACUCUGACGCUCGGCUCAGCGGUGAUGUGAUGGGAGGAGGACGCACCGCUCUGGACAACAAGACGUCGCUGCUGAACACGCCUUCCCCGCGUUCCUUCUCCGGCCCGCGCUUCAGAGACUACAACCCGUACAACUACACGGACGGCAUCAGCACGCUGGACAAAGCAUCGCUGAAAGAGGCGCUGUACGAGGACGCUGUGGAGCAGCUGAGAGACGGAAGCCGACAAGAAUGUGUUGAAAAUAAGAUAUUGAACCCCAAAAACUUCCCAGCCGCCCCCGCUGAGCAGCUGGAGCUGGUUGGAGGGCUGCUGAAGGAGCUCUCUCAGGGCCAAGCAGGGGAGCGGGGCCCUGAGGAGCGCCGUGGGACCCUGCUGGAGCUGCUGAAAGUGGCCCGAGAGGACAGCCUGGUGGUGUGGGAGGAGCACUUCAAGACCAUGCUGCUGCUGCUGCUCGAGACGCUGGGAGACAAAGACCACACAAUCCGAGCCCUGUCCCUGCGAGUGCUGAAGGAGAUCCUGAGGAACCAGCCGGCUCGCUUCAAGAACUACGCCGAGCUCACCAUCAUGAAGGCGCUGGAGGCUCAUAAAGACUCGCACAAGGAGGUGGUGCGUGCAGCGGAGGAGGCGGCCUCAACGCUGGCGAGCUCCAUCCACCCUGAGCAGUGCAUCAAGGUCCUCUGUCCCAUCGUACAGACUGCAGACUACCCCAUCAACCUCGCCGCCAUCAAGAUGCAGACGAGGGCCAUCGAACGCAUCACCAAGGAGCCGCUCCAUCAGCUGCUGACUGACAUCAUACCGGGACUCCUGCAGGGCUACGACAACACGGAGAGCAGCGUGAGGAAGGCGAGCGUCUUCUGCUUGGUGGCCAUCUACUCUGUGAUCGGAGAGGAGCUUAAGCCGUACCUGGCUCAGCUCACCGGCAGCAAGAUGAAGCUGCUCAACCUCUACAUCAAGAGGGCCCAGACCUCCACCAGCAACAGCAGCAGCUCCUCUGACAUCUCCUCCUACUAACCUCCGCAGCACACGCUUAGCUUUCCUCUCCUCUUCCGUCACUCGGAAACCUUUUCAUUCCUGCAGCCGAUCACUCAGCAAAAGUCAGAAAUGUUCAACUUCUAGUAAUAAUCUAAUGUGUCGACAUUUGUUUCAAUAUCGUGGCAACAAAAACAGAAGUCCUAAACACCCAAUGCAAGCAAGCUCCUGCACACUGUCCCAAUCGUGCAAAAAAUGUUUUGUAAAAUGUAGACGGUGUGCAGGAGCUUUGAUACUUCUGAUCACUAUAAAACACACGGUAUCAACGCAACGACAUUUAUGACAUCCUCACUCAUCCUCCAAACCAGCUGUUCCCAUUUCAAUCCUUCAGCUUCUCAUCGAGCUGAAGUCGUCUCCAUCGUCUUCUCGUCAUCUUGAAAGCGUUGCUAAAAUGAUUCAUAACAAACCUCUCCUCUUUUUCUCUAGAGUCAUGAGCCUUAAAACUUUUAUCUUCCAUCAAUGUACGAUGGAUCCAGACACCAUUUUUAGAUCUCCUCUUCCUACUCCCUCCUCAUUCCAUCAUCUUUUCCCAGCUGGACCUGAGGAGCUCUUUGCAGCUGAAAAAUAUAUCCGAACAUUACCGUCUCCUUAAACUUUUAAAAGCGUGAGGUGAGUUUGAAAUGUUGGAGAAAGAGGAGAGUUUCACGCUUGUGGCUAUCUGUAUUUUUACUCACUUUUAGAACCUUUAAUCCACUUCCACUUUUAACACUUUAUUUUGCUUUGACACAUCAAACCUUAUUGUAUAUUGAAUGUAAAGAGCUUUGACAGGAUGUGUUUCUCCCUCCUGAAUUACUGCCUCAUUGACACCUGGUGGAUCAAUUUUAAAGGAAUGUUUUCCAGUUUGAACAUGUGCAUUAGAUUCAAAAAUGGGUCCAAUCUGAAGCGCUCUAGGUCAGAAAAUAACGAGUGCAACACAAAAGGACCUGUGCGUCUUUCCUGCACUCGUUAGUAAAACAGUUAAAAGUGUUUAAGCUUUCAGAAAAUGUGAACUCCAACCUGAUGUUGGUUUACAUCGAAUGAUCAUUUGGCUGGCCAAUGAUUAGAAGCUGUGCAGCGAUUAAAGAGAGCCCGACGACCAGCGGCAGAUAUCAGUGUUAUUUAAAGAGCAACAAACUUUAAAAAGGACGAUUUGUUCUGUGCAGCACUCAUCAGCUGAAUUCACUUUUUAAAAUCUAUUACAGGCAAUAAAUACACGUUCAAAUGUUAUCACAGAAGCCCGAAGCUGACAUCCAGAUAUUUAUUUAACUCUGUUUUCAUGUUAUAACAUUACAUUACAAUUGUUUUCUCAAUGCACUGAGAAAAUGCUACUUUCAAAAUCAUGCUAGUUUUUUUUUUUUUAAUUACCAUCCCUUCCUUUAAGUCGGAGCAUGAAGCAACAUUUAGAAAAGUUACAGAAGCAAGAAAAAAACCUCCUUUCAUCCCAUAAUGAUCUUAAAUCUGUUUUAGAUUUUUCAAAGUGUUAAAUGAAGCGGAUGUGCUGCACAGACCUAAUGUGUCAUUUAUAUAUCAUAUAUAUAUAUUACAUUUCAAAGACUGAAGUGAAACUAACGUCUGUCGGCUGAGGACGGGAACAAACAAAAACAAACCACUGAAACGUCUGCUGACACUAACUGUAAAGUCAUGACUACUGGGAUUUGUAGUUUUAUUCCCAAAUACUGUAGUUUAUUUAUGUUACACUAAAAAAAAGGUCAAGACUGAGGUCUUAAUAUCUCAAAGUAGUGUCAGUGUUUAAUUUAUGAGCGCUCCGUUGGGUUUAUUAUUCUUCAGUUUACAAACUGUUGACAGCGUGUUCUUGUUUUAAAGAGAUGCUCGAACAGUUGAGCUCGUCCGCUCUCUCAGCCAGUCUUAAAUUGAAUGUAAGUCACUCUGAGGCUUUUAAAAAUGUGAAAACUAAAGGGCAAUACGUGAAUCUGACAGAAAGACUGACAAUCUGAAUGAUUAGAAUUAAAGGAGAUCUAUUCUGCUGAUCCUGAUUUAAAUACAAACAUAUCAUUCUAACUCCACACUGCUCCUAGUGGUAACAUGCAUACUGCAUCCCGCGGACACAGAGCGUUAAUCAGAUAAAUAAGAAGGUUACUCAGCAGGUGUCCCGCAGUGACAUCAUGAAAGGUGAAAGAGAGUUUAAUAGAUCUCCUUUAAAGCCAGCAGCAGCGCUGAUCGAUGAACUCUAAAAGUGCCAGCUCUUAAAAAUGAAAAGUAUGAAGGCGAUUGUUUGAUCUUUGGACUUAAGCAAUAAAUUCUCAGAAAUCCAGUUUGGGUUUCCACGUCGAUGCACUGUAAACUUCCAUUGUGUUCCUCCGUUGAGACGCGCUCGCCGGUCAAUGUACAGACGUGUUUUCAUUUUGAAGUAUAUCGAAAUAAAAUGUUACUGCUGCUUAUUCAAAUACUAACUAACGCGCCUAAUUACUCCAGCGUAUGUACUGUAUCACAACAGAAAGGUUCGGGUACAGAUACGAUGAUGAAGAAUGAAACUAAACGACUGAACUCUAAACAUAUUUAGAGUCCUCUGAUUGGUCGAACUCCGCCCGUCCGGCACACAAGGCAGGUUCAAACAAACGCUACAGUGAGUUUAAGUCACAUCGGAGAGAUAGGCUGUAUCCGAAUUGCCAAGUACCUCUUCAAUCUGUCAGUAGGCAGUACCUACUAUCUGUGCUGUAUACUGUUAGUACCUACUGUUCAGUAGGCAGAUAUUUGUUCCUACUUCUUCUGAAUCAUUCAGUAUGAUAGUGACGUCAUUGACGUUACCCGAACCGGCCGCAUCCACCCGUUUUUUUUGUUUUUUUUGUUUAGCUUUAUUCAAGAAGAGUAAUGCACAU